UAUCGCCUGGGGCGCUCAUUUCUCAUCUAUUACAUUAUUGAUCCUGGUAUAAAUCCCGCCUCCAACAGUGGUGAGUCCACAGAGUGGUACAGGCAGUACGCAGAUUGCUUGACAGCUAGAGAGGAAGGCACGCGUUUAUAUAGCUGGUUAUAUCACUGCAAAGACAAUGGCGCUGAAGGCAUUUCAAGUAGUAACUUUUGCUACGACGCUUGUGGUGGUUCUUUCGGUGAUGUCUUCCGUUUGGGCAGAGGAGGAGGAGAACUUCUUACCCGUUGAGGAAAGAAGCGAAGAGGAAGAUGAGGCAACCCUGGAGGAACUGCUAGCAGAUAUCCUGCAGAGACUACGUGUGAAUGAAGAGAAGCGUGGACUCGGCAAGUUUGGAAGAAGGCCUCUUCGCCAGUGUAAGGGCAACAGCAUGUGCAAGAUUUUCUACGGCUCCAGACCCAAGACCAUUUGCUCCUGCCCCAAGGACACUGAGUGUAUGGCGCCCCCUAACAGCCGGUUCAAGUACCGCUGUAUGUAAAUGACCAGAAUAGUCAACUGACCAGACAAAGGCGAAGAUCGGAUUUUCUGGACUUCACCAUGAAGGAGACCUACACGUCAAUCUAUGUAGUGUGCCGUUACAUCUAGAAUACAUGGAUACUCUAUUUAUACAGCGCGAUUAGAUCUCAUAUUGCAAAUACCUAUUGUCCGGGACGUCCUUUAUUGUAUAUUUGAUUGAUGUGACAUUACUGUGUAAUGUGUUGGAUGUGAAGGGGCGAACAAUGUUAAAAAAAGAACACAAAAAGACGCGGUUUCUGUUGUAAUUACAAGUGGCUGCUUUCCUGGGCAGUUGUGGAAGUAUUACUUAAAACAAGGGUCCAACGAUGUAAUGUGAGGCCGUGACGUGAGAAAGACAGUAUCUUCAUCAGAAAGAUAUACGUAGUUCCUGGCAAACAGUAUAUUUCAUUAUUCCUCUUGCUCUCAAACAGCAUACGUCAUGUGGUUUAGUAGAGUUUGGAGGAAUGUCGAGAUGUAUGUGCCGUUAUAUUGUGGAUAGUCAGAUAAUCUCGUGUCGAAGUGUUAUAUAUACAAUACCUGUACGACUAUGACCAAAAUGGGAAAAAAAUUCUGUCAUUUUGUCAUUUUCUGUCAAUUUUUUUUUUGUCCGGAAUGGACAAGGAAACAAUAAAGCAUUC
This is a messenger RNA of Branchiostoma belcheri (Belcher's lancelet), 1178 nucleotides long. RefSeq lists its product as uncharacterized. The transcript has 4 exons. The record is from RefSeq and is a predicted model, not a curated record. Lineage: Eukaryota; Metazoa; Chordata; Leptocardii; Amphioxiformes; Branchiostomatidae. Bases 167 to 523 code for a protein of 118 amino acids.